This is a messenger RNA of Fusarium fujikuroi IMI 58289, 405 nucleotides long. RefSeq lists its product as uncharacterized. The transcript has a single exon. Lineage: Eukaryota; Fungi; Ascomycota; Sordariomycetes; Hypocreales; Nectriaceae. The coding region runs from base 1 to 405 and encodes 134 amino acids. The record is from RefSeq and is a predicted model, not a curated record.
AUGGGUGAUGUGCCCAUGUUUACAAGCAGCGGCCCGUUGCAUACAGUACAGUCCAGUCCCCAUCACAAUCAAACAACGGGAUCUCUUUCGAAUCACCCGCGGGCCGGAGCGUCGAACCCGUCCAUCCUUCUCGCUUGCCCUGGCCUCGAGGAGCGAAUUGCUCAGGCUCUCUCGACACAAGGGAGCUGCGCCGUCACACCUGGAACCGCCGCUGCCAGGCCCUUGUGCGAGUUCAGGGCAUGUUUCCCGUCCGAUGUACGAGACACAAAAGCCCUGGUACUACCCUAUUCUGUGUGCGACGUCGUACAGCGGCUCGUGAACGAGUUCAACGACAUGUGUACGCUCAGGUCGCCCAUAACGGCGGCGGCCUGCAAUGCGAAAUGCAAAUCAUCUGCAGCAGAGUGA